Molecule: messenger RNA, 1853 nt
Organism: Cucurbita maxima (winter squash)
Lineage: Eukaryota; Viridiplantae; Streptophyta; Magnoliopsida; Cucurbitales; Cucurbitaceae
Product: BAG family molecular chaperone regulator 6-like
Exons: 1
Coding region: 425-1786 (453 amino acids)
Biological process (GO): protein folding
Cellular component (GO): plasmodesma
Molecular function (GO): protein-folding chaperone binding
Source: RefSeq, a predicted model, not a curated record
UUUGAUGAAAUUAGGCGACGAAAAAAUGCCGACGUGAAGAAAACGAUGUCACGUGCGGUGAACGGACGGGAAUGCUGACGAAUCCAUUGGCCGGUUCCCAGUACGAAAGCAGCCACGUCAUCUUAAGAUUCGAUUCAAUGCCUAAUCACCAUUCGCAGAAGAAGAUUCCAGAAGUGGGUCCCACGCGCCACGAGCAUUUUUUGAAUCUUCCCGAUACUUCUCGAUAUUUCGAAUUUUCUUCUCGAACCUAUCUGCAAAUCGAUUCCCCCCCCCAUAAAUAGCAAUCGGCCAUACCUUCUGUUCUUCAUCGGAGACAUUCUAUCUGCAUUUGCGCAAGAGAAAGUCAUCUAUUAACUUGAGAAAGUUCUGUCUGUACUUUUCCUGAUCUGCUUUCUUCUAGAAAUUUUUUGAGUCCUCAAUUGUGAUGGAGAGUCCCUUCUUCAGAAAUCACUGGAACUACCACCCUCAACGCCCUCGAUAUGUUCCUAGCAUGAUGGAGAUUCCGGUGCAUCGGCGAACUGUGCCGGUGGUUCCGAAAGUGGUUUCUAUUCCCGUCCGUUUUGUUGAGUCGGAGAAGAGUAGAUCUGACUCGGCCACCACAAUCCAGAAGGUUUUCAGAGGUUUUCUGGUGAGGAAGAGCGUGAAUAAGGUUGUGGCGAUUGAGAGAGAAGUAGAUGAGAUACAGAGGAGGCUUGCGAAUGAGGAGACUGUGGAUUUGAUUCGGAGGUUUGGUAAGGAGAGAAUUAAGUUUGGUGAGAUGCUGAUGAGUUUGCUGUUAAGGUUGGAUUCGGUGAAGGGCGUGGAUUUUGGAAUUAGGAAUUUCAGGAAGGCAGUGAUCAAGAAGGCUAUUGCCUUGCAGGACAAGAUCGAUUCAAUUGCUGCUGUGGAUGAAGCUACUGAUGUCGUCCAUGAGACUCCUGAAGCUGCGACUGCCAGAUGUGAUUCUGAAGCUGUUGAUCGGUGCUCGGGAAUGGAUAUUUCUGGUGCAAGGGAAACUCCGGAUCUCAAGGAUAGAAUUCCAGAGCUUGAAGAUGAAAGUUGUACUGCAAAAAUGGCAAGCAGUGAACCAGUUGUCGGUUGUGAUGAUGAUAGAACAGAAAUUGAAUCUGUUGAAUCUGCCGAUGGUUGCGAUGAGCGUGGAAAGGUAGAUGAGGUAGCAUUAACGCCUCGUUACACUGAAAAGGAGGGAGCAAUUAUGGAGGAAUCUACGGCUUGUUCUAUGGAAUCGAAUGCUGAUCUGGAAGGUCCUGAUGCAGAUGAUGAUAUACCGAAACCUCAAGUUUCAAAGCAAGGCAAGAACUCGCCAGGAAAAGACGAGGUGCCUGCAGAAGUUGACAGCGACACGAUGCAUAGAGAGGUUGAGGCGGCAGAGGAGUACGCGGAAAUGAGUGAAGCUGAAAGUCAGACGGAUUCGUGUAAUAACCCGCCGAAUUUAGACAAUGGGGUUGCAGAAUAUGAAGCUGUAGAUCAAAGGGAGGGCAGUGGAAAUGAAGAGGAACCAGUAGAAGAAGAAGAAGAAGAAGAUAGCAGAAUGAAGGGAAGAGAAGAGCAUGGGGAGAGCAGAGAGCUUCUUGAAAAGAUGGUGGCGGACAAUAAAAGAAUGAUGGAGAUGAUGACGCAGCUGUUUGAGAAGAACGAAAUGCAGACACGAUUGUUAAGCUCACUGUCCCAUAGGGUUGACCAGUUAGAAAAGGCACUUGUAUAUGAGAUGCUAAGAAAGAAGAAGAGGAGGAAUAGCAUAGAUUGCUCCGAAAACUGCCCCAAAACAAAGAAAAGUGGUAAAUGAUGACAAUAUCGUGAUCAGUUUACUGUUGCUAAAGUUUUGAAAUGCAAUUCUUAGUAAUUUUGUUGAA